AUGAAAUAUUUUCCUAUUCAGAGAGAGGAAGAUUGCAUAAAGAAAAUUUUGAGUCUAAACAUUAUAAAAGGAUUUCUGGAAGGCUAUAAAGCAAAUUUCCUUCUCAGAGGGAUUUUGUUAUUGUUUUUAAAAAUAGCAUCGGUGAGCUUUGAAUACAUUCCACCAUUCAUCUUAACUUAGUAUGAAGAAUCAGCAGAAAAAUACUUGCUAAUAAGUUUUGCAUUGUAUGUUGAUUUUUUUACUUAGAAAUAUUAUGGAGUAUACUUGUCUGAAUUUUAAUAUCUGGUGAAUGCUAAAUUGUCAUAAAAGCUAUUUUCUCAGUGUUUAAAAGUGCAUAAUUAAACAACCUUUUAAGGAAUGCUAAAAGAAUUAAGAUAAGUUGAAAAAGCAAUUCGUUCAUUUUAUGAUUUAGUGGCAAUAGCAUUUGAAUUACCGUUUGUAUAUCACUUGUUGAAGAAUGAGAGUUUAUUUGAUUCAAUCAAAUAUGGUGUUAUUUUGAGUUUAUUUGCUUUAUUAGCGGCUUCUGUGGCUCAGAUAUAUGCCUGGAGAAUCUAAUUUUUUUCAGAUAAAAGACUGAGACUUACUUAAGAUAUGCUGUGUGGGAUUAAAAGCAUUAAAUAUUUAUAAUGGGAAAAUGUUAUGCUUAAUCUAAUUAGUAAGGUUAGGGAGUAAGAGUUUUUAGGGAAUAAGGGAAUACAAUAUGUUGAUACUUUCGUAACUUUUUUUAGAAGAAUGACCUAAAUUGUAUUGUUAUUUGUAGCCUUUUAUAAACUUUAAGAGUUGGAAAAAGAACAAUUCUACACUAUCUUGAUAUUUUUUGAUAAAUUAGUAAGCCCUAUUAAUUCAUUUCCUUGGUGUUUCGGUGAAUUUUUAGGGAGUAUUUUUUCUGUAAUAAAACUUUAUGACUAUUUUAAAAGUACAGAAGUUGAAGCUAAGCUUAUUAAAGAAAACACUAUUGAAGUGAGUUCAAUAAAAAAAAUUAGAAUUUUCGAUAGGGUAAUCAACUUUAUCAAGGGAGACUCAUUUAAUUAGGCAACAUAAACAAGAUUUUAGGUUACCUUUACAUUUAAGGAAAUUAAGAGAAAUAAAUUAACUUGUAUAAUAGGUCAAAUAGGAUCAGGAAAAAGCUUAUUGCUUGAGUAUUUUUGUGAUGGAUCUUAUGUAAGUCAAAACUCAUGGUUGUUUACUGGGACAGUAAGAUAAAAUAUUUUAUUCGGAUAAAAAUUUGAUGAAUAAAGAUAUUAAUAAUGUCUCAAAUUAGCUGCUAUAGACUUUGAUGAUAAUAAAUAAGUAGGUUUUAAUGGAACUAAUUUAAGUGGUGGAUAAAAAUAAAGGGUAACAUUUUGUAGAGCAUUGUAUUACGAAGCUUAAUCAUAUUAUUUUGAUGAUAUAUUUUCAGCAGUUGAUGAAAAUGUGGCUGAUCACAUGUUCAAAUCAAUUACUACUUAUUUAAAAGGGAAGACUGUAGUUUUAGUAUUAAACUAACUCUAAUAUUUAUAAUAUGUUGACUUUGUUAUCAAGAUUGAAAAUAAUAUAGCUACACUUGAAGAAAUGCAAAAUUUUCAAGUUGGCAGUGUUCAUUUUACUCCUAAACCGAUCACAGAUGCAAUCGAACCUGCCUAACCUGAAAAAGAGAUUGAUUAAGAAACUGAGUAAAAUUUAAAAGAAAAUUAUCAAUUUUAUAUAAAUGCAUUAGGUUUGAAGACUCUUUUAUUUUUUGUUGUAAGUUCUCUACUUCAUUAAAUCAUGAAAGGGGGAUUUGAAUUAUGGAUUCAUAAUAAUAUUUCUAAUUUAAAGAAUUUCGACAAAUCGGAAUUUUUAAAUGUAUUUUUGAUUUUAUCAGGAUUGACUUUGUUGAGAGGAUUCAGCUAUUCAUAUGCAACAAUAAUAUCCGCCAAAAAUAUAUUUGAUUUAUUGAUGUAGAAAUUCAUACAUCUACCUACAAAAUUUUAUGAUAUUUUUUCAAGUUCCUUUUAUAUCAGGAGAUUAUUUGAUGAUAUGAAUGAAAUUGAUGAUCUCCCAUUAAAUUAUUUUUUCACUGUCUCUCUAGAAUUUUUGGGUUUGUUCAUCCUUAUUAGUUCUAUGCAAAUUGAAAUAAUUCCUUAUGUUAUUAUAAGUGGUUAUUUAUUAAUUAAAAAUUAAAUGACACACAGAAAAUUUAUAGUGUCAAGAUAAGUUGAAAUUAAUAGGUACUUUGAAACAUAAGACUUUGAUUCCUUCAUUAUAGAGACAGAAAAAGGACACAAAUUUAUUAAAUACUUUAAAUAAGAAAAUAAAAUCCAAUCUUAAUUUUAAAAGAUUCUUCUAUAUAAAUAUGCUAAUGCUCUAUCUUAAAGUUAAUUAGAAUACACUCUUAAAUUACGUAAUUUUAUUGUAGAGUCUACAGUUUUGGUGCUAUUAAUUAUCACAGGAAAUAAAUUAAGCUAUACUUAUGCAUAUUUACUAUUUGGUAAUCAGUUUUUAUCUAAAUCUGUUUCAAGUUGGAGAAGGAUUACUAAAGUCAGCCAAUCAUUAUAAAGAAUUAAAUAAAUUGUAAGUUUUCCUGAAGAAUAAAAAGCAUCAAUUCAAGAAUACAAGGAUAAUUUAAUUAUUUAUGAUAAUGUUUGGCUUAGUUAUGGAAUGGCAAAGGGUUUGGCAUCUGCAGAUUAUGCUCUUAAAGGGGUCUCAUUUCAGAUUUCUAAAGGAUAGAAGGUAGCUUUUUGUGGCAGAACAGGAUCAGGUAAAUCAAGUCUUUUUAAUUUACUUGUCUCUUUGUACGAAUUUUAAAAAGGCUAAAUCUACUUUUUUGGAAAUCCAAUCUCCAAUUAUGGAACAACUUAGUUGAGAUCCACUAUGAGUGUAAUUCCUUAGCAAGGAGUUAUAUUGCCAGGAUCAAUAAGAUAGAACAUAGAUCCUAAUUAAUAAUUUAGUAAUUAAGAGAUUGAAGAUAUAUUCAAAGAAUUAGAAUUUUAAAUCGACCUGAAUAAGGAUACUUAAAAUUUAUCAAAUGGGGAGAAACAAAUUGUCAAUUUUGUACAGUCUAUUUUAUUGAAUAGGGGCAUCAUUUUGAUGGAUGAAGCUACUUCAAAUAUGGACAUAUAAACUAACAAUAAAAUUAUGAAAAAGUUAUUUAAUUUUGUAUAAAAUAAAACCUUACUCCUUAUUUCCCAUAGACUUGAAAACCUUUAAUAUUUUGAUAAGGUGUAUGUGAUGGGAGAAGGAUAAAUAUAAGCGUGCGGAACUUAUGAAGAACUAUUAAAUAAUGACAAAUUCCUAGAACUCAAGAGCAUUUUAUGA
Paramecium tetraurelia is the source of this 3276-nucleotide messenger RNA. RefSeq lists its product as uncharacterized. Lineage: Eukaryota; Ciliophora; Oligohymenophorea; Peniculida; Parameciidae. Gene Ontology annotation, biological process: transmembrane transport. The transcript is spliced from 3 exons. Gene Ontology annotation, cellular component: membrane. The record is from RefSeq and is a predicted model, not a curated record. Gene Ontology annotation, molecular function: ABC-type transporter activity; ATP binding; ATP hydrolysis activity.